Molecule: messenger RNA, 2989 nt
Organism: Acanthochromis polyacanthus (spiny chromis)
Lineage: Eukaryota; Metazoa; Chordata; Actinopteri; Pomacentridae
Exons: 8
Coding region: 799-2316 (505 amino acids)
Molecular function (GO): DNA binding
Source: RefSeq, a predicted model, not a curated record
GAUCAGUGUUGUAUAGUAACGAAGUAAUAAUACUUAAGUACAGUACUUAAGUAUGAUUUGGCAGUACUUGUACUUUACUUGAGUAUUUUUUUUCUUCAUGACUUUUUACUUUUACCCCACUACAUUUUUGAAUGAAAAAAAUGUACUUUUACUCCACUACAUUUUCAAUAAGCUACUUCGUUACUGCUACUUUUACUUAAGUACUUUUCUAACAGGAUUGAGUAAAAAUAUUGAGCAGUUCAGAACUUUGCUCCGUCUCCGGGCCACGAGCCGGCUAAUGAGUGAGACUUGUGCUGCGUUCAUGUGAAGCCAGUUUAGUAGGAAAUACGACUUUCCCAGUGCACAGGACUGAAGGUAGUGUCGUAUUUACCACUGGGAAACGGAGACAUUUACAAAAAAAUAACCUUCCAAAAUGAAGGAUAGAGGCGAAAGAUUUUUAAAUAAUCAGAAAAAUCAAUCAAAUUGUGAAAAGGCAAUUGAUUGAUUUACACAUUUAUUUACAUUUUAUUUAUUUGACGUGACUGUGAAGUUUCAAUAUAUUUUCCCUUGCACAUCUUCUAUAAGAUUAUUUGAAUAAGUCAAACAAAUAUUUUACUUUUUAUUCUGCUUAAAGUUCCCUUUCUCCCUCAAUAAAAUUACAUAAACCACUAAAAACCAGACAGACAACCUCAUAUUUACGAGUUCCUGAGGAGAAAGCUCGUCUUUACCAGAGAACAUGAACGCAGCACUAGCCUGCCUGGGUGCCUGGACCAAGCUAGCUUGGACCCGCCAAUUAAGCAUUUAGCGCUUGGCUGGCACAUGCUUACAAUGGCUGAAAAUGAGACGGAGGCGAGUGAUAAAGACGACCAUCGCAGUGAUGAAGAAAUUCCUUCACUGGAUAAAGACGCUGAACAUCCAUGGCCUUAUCUUCACUCCCUAUUUGAUUGUGUUGGGGUCAAGUCAGAUUCUUUCCGCAUGAAGUGCAUGCUUUGCACUCCAAAGCUAGUUGAAAUAUUGGCUUACAAAAAUUCACCGUCAAAUCUACGGAAGCACGUGAAGAGGAUGCAUCCAGAAAGCCUUGCCAAGUACUCUGCCCUGACUUCUGUUAAAAGAAAGCGAGCCGCUGAGACGUCCACGCAGGUGCAGUCAACACUGCGAACCCAGUGGAGCAUCUUUCCUCAGGGUUCCUUGGACAAAGCGGUCAUGAAGUACAUCAUUACUGGACUCCAGCCCUUUUCUCUCCUUGAACAGGAAUCUUUCAAGAUAUUUGUGAAAGACUUGAUUCCGAAUUCUAGGCUGAUGACUCGCGUGAAGCUUAGAGCCAUGACCAUCGAAGCCGCAACAAAGAUGAAGAAGGCCUUGACGGACAAGAUGGGUGAGGUUGCACACAUCGCAACCACCACAGACUGUUGGACAGUCAGGAGGCGUGGCUUCAUCGGGGUCACUGCACACUGGAUCAAUGAAGAUCUAAAUAGAUGCUCAGUGGCCCUCGCCUGCCGACAGCUUAAAGGCUCUCACACCUUUGACCAGAUCGCUGCAGCUCUAAACGACAUCCACACGGAGUAUGAUAUCCGUGAGAAAAUUGUGAGAACCACCACGGACAGUGGUUCAAACUUUAUAAAAGCCUUCAAGGUGUAUGCAGAAGAGACUGAGAGCACAUCUGAGAGUGAAGAACGGGAGGAUCAUACAGAUGAAGAGAGUGGAGAUGAUGUUGAAGUGGAGAAUGUGGAUGUAGCGGAUCUUCUCUCGCAAGAUGAUGGGAUGGAGUUUCAGCUUCCAAGGCACCAGCGAUGUGCCUGUCACCUAAUCAAUCGCAUCGUAAUGGCUGAUGCCCUCGAUGCAAAAUCGAACGACACUUACAAGAAAGUUUACCGAUCCGCUUUUUCAAAGUGUCAUGCACUGUGGAACAAGUGCGGAAGAUCCACUCUUGCAGCUGAAGCUGUAGAGGAUUCUUGCACUAUCCAGAUUCUACGUCCAAAUACCACAAGAUGGAACUCGCUCUUCCUCGCUGUCGAAAGGCUGCUAAGAAUCAUCAAAGACAAAGGAGAGGGGACCAUCAGAAAUCUUUGCAAUGACUUCAAAGUUCCAAUGUUCAACCCGGCAGAACUGGCGUUUUUGGGAGAGUAUGCCAUUGUGAUGACUCCAGUUGCUCAAGCAACAAACAUCCUCCAAGCAGAAACCAACGCCCAGAUGGGAUGGCUGCUACCGACAAUCACGUUGCUGUCCGUUAAAUUGGACAGAGUAAAGUUGCAGCUGAAAUACUGCAGGCCUCUGGUGGAUGCACUGCAAGUGGGAAGGUAUAAAGACUCGGUUUGGAACAAUGGCAAAAGAUCCUGAGCUGAUUGCGGCAGCAAUUCUUCUGCCCAAGUUUCGGACCACAUGGACAAAGGAGGAAGCUACCAUCAAAAUGGGAAUGGACUACAUCAAACAGCACAUUGAGCAGUCUUCUCCAAGUGAGCAGUCAAGGGCUUCUUCAUCGGAUGAUGAAGACUUCUUCUCACCUCUGCAAUCAUCUCACUCGCAAGAUAGUUCCAAACAGCUUGAUGCCUAUCUGACCUGUUCAGCGGAUCACAUGACUGUGCUGAAAUCUUACCCAGCUGUCUGCGCACUGUCUGUCAAGUUGAAUACCCCUCUUCCAGCCUCCGCAGCAUGUGAAAGGCUUUUCAGCAUUGCAGGACUCGUCUUUGCCCCAAGAAGAGCAAGACUGAAUAGCAAGAACUUCGAAAAUCAGCUUCUUCUAAGGAUGAACCGCAAAUUUUUGAAUUGGUGACAGGUUUUUUCAUAGGGCUGGCCCCUGGUCGCGUGAACUUGUUCUAUUGUUCAAACUCAUUGUUUAAACCAGAUUUGGUUGAUGCAUCAAUUUUCUUACAGAAAAUCCCGGACUGUAAAAAUGUAUGAAAAUGAAGUUAAAGUUUUCAGUUAAGUUGCAUCUCUUUGUACAAUUUUGUUUUUUUUACAAAAGGUGGCAUUUAUUUCCAUAAGUUACCUAAAUAAACCAAAUCUUUUUGAA